This is a messenger RNA of Clavispora lusitaniae ATCC 42720, 855 nucleotides long. RefSeq names its product Elongator subunit. Gene Ontology annotation, biological process: tRNA wobble uridine modification. NCBI's taxonomy places the organism in Eukaryota, Fungi, Ascomycota, Pichiomycetes, Serinales, Metschnikowiaceae. Gene Ontology annotation, cellular component: nucleus; cytosol; elongator holoenzyme complex. Gene Ontology annotation, molecular function: tRNA binding. The record is from RefSeq and is a predicted model, not a curated record.
AUGUCGUCGGUGGUGCUCCUUUCGCGCCACCUUGCUCUAAAAGAACAGGCGUCCUUUUCGUUGGUGCUUGACUCGCUCGCCCAAUCUGCUCAUUUCUUGCUUUCGGAAUUUGCCUUCCGCUCUUCAGGACCCGUCAUUUACCUUUCAUUCGAAACCACUUCAAAGCCACAAUAUGCUACAGAGUUUUUCGACUGUUCAGAUGCAUCUUUAGCCUCAGUGGUUAAGUUUGUGUCCAAUUCCCUUAAAGACCAAAAGACUCGUGCGCUUGUUGUGGUGGACUCUCUAAAUUACAUUGAUGCAAGUGACAUGGCUUCGUUUGUACUGUCCAUCGUGCUGCCGCAAGCAUCUGUGGUUGCCUGUUUCCACAAAAAUGCUCCACAACCUCAGUCUCCGGGAUUUCCAGGGGCGUUGCCACUUUUGAGCUACAUAGCGCAGGCUAUUUUCGAAGUGGCCCCUGCCAAAAUUCAAGAUGAAGAAGAUUUGUCGCUGGCAAUCCAAAGACUCGAAUUCCCGAUUGUCGAGUCACUAAACCUUCCUGUUUUCAAGUUGACUUUGACAAACCGUCGGAAGUCCGGUAAGGCUCUCGUAUAUCAGUACAUUGUUGAUACUAACACCCACGAGUAUACAGUGUUUAAGCCGCUGACCGAAGAAACAGUGGAAGACGAGCUGUUGCUCAAAGAUUUGACUACAUUCAACUUAACUACGAGCACCAAGCAGAAAUUGGCGCGUGAGCAAGUGGAAUUGCCUUUCAUGGAAGCUCAAACGGAGUUGGGCAAAUAUGGUGGGGCUAUUGUCUAUGAAUUCGAGAAGGAUGAUGAUUACGAUGAAGAGGAUCCGUACGAAGAUCCUUUUUAA